Messenger RNA from Electrophorus electricus (electric eel), 4528 nucleotides. RefSeq names its product protein kinase C, epsilon b (gene prkceb). Gene Ontology annotation, molecular function: ATP binding; diacylglycerol-dependent serine/threonine kinase activity. NCBI's taxonomy places the organism in Eukaryota, Metazoa, Chordata, Actinopteri, Gymnotiformes, Gymnotidae. Gene Ontology annotation, biological process: protein phosphorylation. The record is from RefSeq and is a predicted model, not a curated record.
UAUUAUAUGCCACGUUAUUAACUUGAAGGACAAAUUCUUUAAAAAAAAACAAAAAAACAACAACAGGCUAAUUAAAACAAUAACAACAGUGACACAUAGAUACCUUUCUAAACAGCUAAACUGGUCGGGGGAUGCCAGUUAACAUGUAUCCAGUCACUACAAAAAUCUACUCUACUUCGCUAUCGAUGUUGUAAAGAUACGGAAACAAAAAAUACACAGCUAAAGUGUCAUGGAAAGACAACACUGUCAAGAUCUUCGGCUACAGCCUACAUAACUUUAAAGAUCAGGUUAAAUGGUACCAGUGAUUCCGUCAUUCGUAAUUAGACGUAGUUCUACAAGGGCUGACCAGCGCAGCGCGAUGCACCACAUUACUCAAGUUUUAUUCAGCGCAAAAGAUUUUAUACAGCCGAUCACAAACACUGCUAGAUGUUUUCCAUCCAGACUACCGCGGUGACAAGAGAGCGCGGCCUUGUCGUGUCGUUUGGUGGAGCAGACGCGGCGCGGCUCUGCGAAACUGACGUGUUUUGCGCAUUUCCUGCACUAGCGCUCAGACAGUUGGAGAGGGGGGAGAGAGAGAGAGAAAGAGAGAGAGAGAGAGAGAGAGAGACGCAGGUCUGCAGGAAACCGAGUACCGACGACGAGAAAAGAGCCAGGGAGGCUGAAACGAGUACGAAAACCGCACCAAUUCGCAGCCUACCCUCGGACCUAAACCCCUAUUUCCUUCGACCGACCGGAGGAGGCUCGCGUGGUAAAUGUUCCAGAUGCACGGAGGAGAAGCUAGGGACAUCCCGUGCUCCAGUUUAAGGAGGAACAGGAGUGUUUAUGGUGAAGAAGGUUGCCCCCGAGGAGGUCCACUUCUGGCAUAUUUUUACUCCCAGUGACUUGAGGUGUGGAAUGGUCGUUGUAUGUCUGCUGGAAGAUUGGGUUUGUGUGUGUGUGUUUUUUUUAAACGUCUUAAUGGUCGUUCUCCGUGAAGGGGGUUUUGUCGGAUUCCAUACCACAUGUAUGAUUUCAGCGUGGAAAACAACGGAGAAAAGCCCAAAGUGAAAUCCUUCUCCCUAUUUGGACUAGACUUUGCAUAUCUGCGAGGACGAGCAUUGUACCGUUAGGAGAAACUAACAGAAGUCGAAAACGGAGAAUCGGCUGGGAGAUUUUCUGUAGCUGUCCUGUUGAAUAAUUUACCGAGUCCCGAACUGGCAACCAUACAGGACCGUCCAUUCAAAAGCGUUUGGUUUGGCAUUAGCCGUAAAUAACUACGCGAACACCAUGGUGGUUUUCAAUGGAUUGUUAAAGAUAAAGAUUUGUGAAGCUUUGGACUUGAAGCCGACAGCCUGGUCUCUGAGACACGCUGUCGGCCCAAAGACCCAGACCUUUCAGCUAGACACGUACAUCGCCCUUAACGUGGAUGAUUCUCGUGUAGGUCAAACCUCCACCAAACAGAAAACCAACAGCCCGGCCUGGCACGAUGAGUUUGUCACAGAAGUGCGCGACGGGAGGAAAAUCGAGCUGUCGGUGUUUCACGACGCGCCUAUCGGAUACGAUGAUUUUGUAGCCAACUGCACCAUUCAGUUCGAAGACCUGCUGCAGAACGGCAGCAAACACUUCGAGGACUGGAUAGACUUGGAGCCCGAAGGGAAGGUGUAUGUCAUUAUUGACUUGUCUGGGUCUUCCAGUGAAGGAGGCGGCUGCGAGAAUGAGGAGCGGGUGUUUCGUGAGCGCGUGCGGCCCAGGAAGAGGCAGGGUGCCGUGCGCAGGAGAGUGCACCAGGUCAACGGACACAAGUUCAUGGCCACCUACCUGCGGCAGCCCACCUACUGCUCACACUGCCGUGACUUCAUCUGGGGUGUCCUAGGCAAGCAGGGCUACCAGUGUCAAGUGUGCACAUGCGUGGUCCACAAACGCUGCCACCAGCUCAUCAUCACCAAAUGCGCCGGCCUCAAGAAACAGGAGGACAUGGCCGAGGAGGUGGGCUCGCAGCGCUUCAGUGUAAACAUGCCUCACAAGUUCAGCAUUCACAACUACAAGGUGCCCACUUUCUGUGAUCACUGCGGCUCGCUGCUCUGGGGGCUAAUGCGGCAGGGGCUGCAGUGCAAAGUUUGCAAGAUGAAUGUACACAGGCGCUGCGAAAGUAACGUUGCCCCUAACUGCGGGGUGGACGCGCGGGGGAUCGCCAAAGUACUGUCCGACCUGGGGGUGACGCCUGAUAAGAUCUCCAGCAGCGUGCAGCGAAGGAAAAAGAUUAGUCAAGGCCCAGAUCCACAGCCUCUGCCGAUUUCCCCACAAAUGGAGGAGGACCGGUCCAAAUCUGCACCCACGUCGCCAUGUGACCAGGACAUGAAGGAUCUGGAAAACAUGAGGAAGGCACUGUCAUUCGACCACCAAGAGGAGGAGCAUAAACCCGACCCGCCUCCAUCCCCGAGCAAGGGCGGGUCCGAGGAGACGGGGGAGGGGCGCGAGAACGGGGAGGUGAAGACGCUGCAGACCAAGCGGAUGAGCCUGGAGGAUUUCAGCUUCAUCAAAGUUCUUGGCAAGGGCAGCUUCGGCAAGGUGAUGCUGGCUGAGCUGAGAGGCACAGACGAGGUGUACGCAGUGAAGGUGCUGAAGAAGGACGUAAUCCUGCAGGAUGACGACGUAGACUGCACCCUGACUGAGAAGCGCAUUCUGGCCUUGGCCAGGAAGCACCCCUACCUGACCCAGCUCUUCUGCUGCUUCCAGACCAAGGAUCGCCUGUUCUUCGUGAUGGAGUAUGUGAAUGGAGGGGACCUGAUGUUCCAGAUUCAGCGCUCACGCAAGUUUGAUGAAGCCCGCUCACGUUUUUACGCAGCUGAGGUCACCUCUGCUCUCAUGUUCCUCCACCGGAACGGGGUGAUUUAUAGGGACCUGAAGCUGGACAACAUCCUGCUGGACGCGGAGGGCCACUGCAAGCUCGCCGACUUCGGCAUGUGCAAGGAGGGCAUCCUGGGCUCCAUCACCACCACCACCUUCUGCGGCACGCCUGACUACAUUGCGCCUGAGAUACUGCAGGAGCUGGAGUACGGCCCGUCAGUGGACUGGUGGGCCCUGGGCGUGCUCAUGUAUGAGAUGAUGGCGGGACAGCCCCCGUUCGAGGCCGACAACGAGGACGAUCUGUUUGAAUCCAUCCUCCAUGAUGACGUGCUCUACCCGGUGUGGCUGAGCAAAGAGGCCGUGAGCAUCCUCAAAGCGUUCAUGACGAAGAGUCCCAAUAAGCGGCUGGGCUGUGUGGCGGCCCACGGCCUGGAGGAAGCCAUUAAAGUGCACCCAUUCUUUAAAGAGAUUGAUUGGGUGCUACUGGAGCAGAGGAAAAUCAAGCCCCCCUUCAAACCGCGCAUUAAAACCAAGCGAGAUGUCAAUAACUUUGACCAGGACUUCACCCGUGAGGAGCCUGCGCUCACACCUGUAGAUGAUGCCAUCAUCAAACAGAUCAACCAGGAUGAGUUCAAGGGCUUCUCCUACUUUGGUGAAGAGACUCCGUCCUAGGACUACAACUCCCAUCUCCUGCACACAACGUUUCCACUUCUGUAGACCUGUGCCAUUUCACCUUUAAGAACUGAAUGAAGAGCAUUUAUAGUAUGAUAGUAUGAGUCUACAUGUCUAACUAAACACUGCUCGUGCAGUUAAUCUGUUUGGAUUUCUUUAUUUAUUUUUUUAAGAAUGACGUUCAGCAAGAAAAUACAUUAAUACACACACACACACACACACACACACACACACACACACAGUGGUGGAAAUAUAUACCCAGGCAGAAACCCUGGUGAGAGAGAAUUUACUUGAAAAAUGUCAGUGCUCAUCCAAUAAAUUACUUGAAUAAUAAUUAUAGUAAUAGCUUUAUUUAUUAUUAUUACUCAAGUGGAUUACUGAAUAAGCACUUCAUAUUAAGGAAUUUCAUUAGCAACUACCCAAGUAAACCUAUAUGUAUUGCUUUUUUAUUGACCAUGUGGCUUUGUUUAUUUUUCCAGACACGAGUGUAAACUGCCUAGGUUUGAGUCAGCAUUACCUUAAAGCUGCACUAUGUAGGUCUGGCGAAUCUGUUGUGCUCUUUUCCUAGAGUGCGUUGGUCUGGUGUUUGCGAGUGCAUUCGCGUUGAAGGAGCGUUCAGAGACAACUCGAUCAGAGCUAUCAUCAGUAUUGUGGACACUGGCUAGAAGAAGGUACUGACCUGUAGAAAGAUACGGCAAAACAAUAUGCAUUUGCUCUGCUUUGAAACUAUACAUUUUUGCUGGAUAUUUGCACUGGCAUUGCUAUUAGCAAAUAGCACUUCUGUUAAAAUAUAGAUAACGUAACAUGAACCAGUAAGCCCAAUGUGCCCUUAAGAAGCUUCAAUUAAGUUAAUUUUUCAAGUUAGCCAUCAUUAACCAUGUGUUCUCCAGAUAGUUUGAUUCCUGCUCCAGAUAUUUUGCUUCCUUUUGUGAGAAUUUAUAUUAUAUACGGCAUUGUUUACACGACACAGACGGAAGCGCUGGAAAUGAUCUGGAAAUAACGGCUAGCCAGGUUUGUCAAACAAAAAAAA